This is a messenger RNA of Triticum turgidum subsp. durum (durum wheat), 513 nucleotides long. The record is from the annotation of a GenBank genome assembly. Lineage: Eukaryota; Viridiplantae; Streptophyta; Magnoliopsida; Poales; Poaceae.
AUGGCCGCGGCAGCCAUUUCCCUCUGCGGCUCGCGCUGCGUCGGCCCGAGCCGGACGCCCGAAUCUCGCCUCGCCUCGCAAGCCGCCGCCGCGCCGUGCGCGCGGCCGUCGUCGUCGCGCCGAAGGCUGGUGGUCGCGGCCGCCAAGUCGUCGGGGAAGAAGGCGGACGAGAAGGUCCCCUCCUGGGCCCGGCCGGGCUCCGACGAGCCUCCUCCGUGGGCGCGCGACGAAGGCGGGGCCUCGGGGCAGGAAGGCGACGCCGUCCAGGUCCCGUUCUACGCGUACCUGCUCGCGUCCGCAGUGACGGCCAUCGCCGCCAUCGGGUCGAUAUUCGAGUACACGAACGGGCGAGCGGUGUUCGGCGUGGUGGGCACCGACAGCCCCCUCUACGCGCCCAUCCUGGGCUUCUUCGCCGUCACCGGCAUCCCGACCUCCGGGUAUCUGUGGUACAAGGCCGUGCAGACGGCGAACAAGGACGCCGAGGAGCAGGACCGCAGGGACGGCUUCCUCUGA